This is a messenger RNA of Nymphalis io (European peacock), 2078 nucleotides long. RefSeq names its product sorting and assembly machinery component 50 homolog. NCBI's taxonomy places the organism in Eukaryota, Metazoa, Arthropoda, Insecta, Lepidoptera, Nymphalidae. The coding region runs from base 137 to 1534 and encodes 465 amino acids. The transcript has 13 exons. Gene Ontology annotation, biological process: mitochondrial respiratory chain complex assembly; protein insertion into mitochondrial outer membrane. The record is from RefSeq and is a predicted model, not a curated record. Gene Ontology annotation, cellular component: SAM complex; outer membrane.
AUGAUUUGAAGUUGUGCCUAUGAAGUAUUUCUGUCAAAACUGUGUAUUUAUGUAAUUAAAAAUAGAAAAAUUCUAAAUUAAAUUUAAACAAUAAUUUUGUAAUAUAAAUUCACUGCCAUAACUUUUACUGUAUAAAAUGGGAACGGUACAUGCUAAGGCUGAACACAAUGGCAAUAAUGGCUCUUUGGGUGGACUAUUUGAGUUUGACGAACCCAUGGAAUUUGAAGAGCCUUUAUCUAAGCCCAAUAUAAAGCUGAAUGGUGUACGGGCUCGCGUUGACCGCGUUCAUAUUGACGGCCUAAGCAGAACGAAAGACGAUAUCGUACGGAGCACAGUCGAUGACUUGUUCCACGCAACUGACUUCGAAGAUGUCAUAUUGAGAGCUCAUAAAGUACGACGAGCCCUUGACUCAAUGGGAUGUUUUAAAGAUAUCGGUGUUUUUAUCGACGUUUCAAGCGGUCCUGGGGCGACUCCUGAAGGCUUAGAGGUAACAUUUCAAGUGAAGGAGCUGUCUCGUGUUGUCGGGGGUAUCAAUACAACUGUCAGUGAAAAUGAAGGAAAUCUCGUUUUGGGGGUUAAACUACCGAACGUGUUGGGUCGCGGGGAGAGGGUCGCCGCGGAGUACAGCGUGGGGCAUCGUAGCUCGUCUAACUUCAACAUAUCCGCGAUGAAGCCCUACCCGCACAGCCCGCUCACCCCCGUUUUGUCAGCCACAGUGUACCAACAGAAUCACGAAUACCCGUGGUCGGGAUACAAACUGCUGGACCGGGGUCUGUUAUUGGACAUCGCUUUCCGGACUUCCCCUGCGACGAAACAUAAUCUGCAAUGGGAGGGGAUCGUCCGCGACACUUCGGUUCUCAGCAAGUCGACGAGCUUCAAAGUGCGGGAGAGCAGCGGUCCCCAAAUGAAAUCGGUCAUCCGCCACAUCGUGACGGUGGACCAUCGCGACGAGGCCGUGUUCCCGACGCGCGGCACGUGGGUGCAGUUCACCAGCGAGCUGGCGGGGCUCGGGGGUGGUGUUGCCAAUAUACGCACGGAGUUGCAGGCGGAGGCGAACAAGGAGGUCGCACCCGGUGUUGUGAUCCAAGCGUCAGGGGCUCUCGGUGUACUCCACGAUGUGUACGGUACGGACAUACCCGACCACUUCUAUUUGGGGGGGCCGGCGACCGUGCGCGGGUUCAGACAACGAGGCGUCGGGCCGCACUGUGACAACCAUGCGUUAGGUGGAACGGCAUAUUGGGCGUCAGGACUACACGUCUACGCUCCUCUUCCAUUCCAACCGGGCAAGGGGGGGUUAGGGGAACUGUUCCGAUCGCACUUGUUCCUGAAUGCCGGCUGUCUCGCACAUCCCGAGGAGAGCGCGUCGGCGCUGGAGGGGCUGUGGGAGGCGCGCGUGGCGUGCGGCGCGGGCGUGGCGCUGCGGCUGGGCGGCGCGGCGCGCGUGGAGCUCAACUACUGCGUGCCGCUGCGCGCGCGCGCCGGGGACGUGCCCGCGCCCGGCCUGCAGCUCGGCGUCGCCGCGCACUUCCUGUAAUUUAAAUAAUUUUUUUUUUUUCGAUUUUUUUAUUAAUAUUCGUUAUACAGAUAACAAAAGAUGUCGCCAUGUUCAAUUAUUUAAAGUAUCAAGUACAGAAGUUGUUUUGUUCACAAUAUAUAUAUUUAAUUUUUUAAUGAACGUAGUAAAAUUUAUCACAUAAAAUGACGUGUUGAAAGUCGUCAUGAGUAAAAUCGAGUUUCUGAUAUGCUUAUAAAAGUAAGAUUUGUUAAUCUAACUUAAUGCUCAUUGGUCGCGUAUUACGUCAUCGGCUGCCAUCGACCAAUCACAAUGUGUGGCUAGUGCGUAAUUUUUUUUACAUGUACGAUAGCGUAUUGAAAUUAACGCCAUCUAGUGACAGUAAUCUGAAUUAACGGAUUAAAGUUAUUUAAGUCAAUUUGACGUUUAUCAGAAACUGGAGGUUCAUUUCAAAUUAAUUUAUUGUUGUAAUUAAUUUACAAUAGAAUGUUGUUUAAAUUAUAAGUGUAAUGUAUUAUGUUAUAAAAUAGUGUUAGUUUUGUUGAAAUAAAAUCAAAUUUUCAGG